Anoplopoma fimbria (sablefish) is the source of this 1895-nucleotide messenger RNA. It is a transcript of the gene proza, whose product is annotated as protein Z, vitamin K-dependent plasma glycoprotein a. The coding region runs from base 207 to 1490 and encodes 427 amino acids. The transcript is spliced from 9 exons. Lineage: Eukaryota; Metazoa; Chordata; Actinopteri; Perciformes; Anoplopomatidae. The record is from RefSeq and is a predicted model, not a curated record. Gene Ontology annotation, biological process: proteolysis; blood coagulation. Gene Ontology annotation, molecular function: calcium ion binding; serine-type endopeptidase activity. Gene Ontology annotation, cellular component: extracellular region.
AAACAGUGUGCAGAAUCGGAUGUGGUCAUCAUCUGUUGUUUUUGAUCAAUAGGCCCAAUCCGUGUAGGACGUUGUGUUGUGUUUCAGGACCAGCUGGAAGAGAGAAGGACCAGACCGGGCCGGUACCGUGAUUCAGUCUGCAGCUGUAGGACACAUUGAUCCCUGCUGCACCGACAACUCCACUCAGAUCACACUCCGGUGUCACCAUGUGGUCCUGCACCACAUCUGCCGCUCUGCUGUGUCUGCUGGCGGGGUCCGUAGCAGCUGUUCAGACCCCAAACACAGUGUUCUUGGACAAGCAGCAGGCGAGCUCGUUGAUCACCCGUCCGAAGAGGAACACCGACGGCGGUAACCCGGCUCCGCCUUCCAGCCUGGAACAGGUUUGCAUGGAGAAAGUGUGCAACUACGAGGAGGCCAGAAAGAUCUUCCAGGACUCGUACCGCACGGAUAUCUUCUGGUCUGUCUACAUUGACGGAGACCAGUGUGCAGAGAAACCCUGCAAGAAUGGAGCCAUGUGUUCGGACAGUGUGGGAGGCUACGACUGCGUCUGCAAGUCCGGUUUCACAGGGGUCCACUGUGAAAACGACGUGACUCUGUGCACCCUGGAGCAGAACAAAGGGUGCUCCCAGUUCUGCAAACCAGGCUACACGGCCUACGAGUGCUCCUGUGCACGUGGAUGGAAGCUCAACCACAGGGACAAGAAUAAGUGUGAACCUGCAGUCACAUUCCCUUGUGGUAAAGUGAACAGUCUAAGGAGUUGGGAACAAAGACUGUCCAGCAACGUUCGUGCAAACUUUGAAGGACUCAGCUGUUUAACUUCAGAGUGUCCCUGGCAGGCUCUUCUGAAGACUGCAGAGUCCACAGGCUUCUGUAGUGGCGUCAUUCUGAAGGAGAACCUGGUCUUGACUACAGCUCAGUGUGCCAGCAAAUACAGCGUCUUCCAGGUGGUAGUCGGCAAGCGCAACACCAACACUGAAGAUGGAGAGCAGACACUGUACGUAAAAAUAGUUCACAUCCACCCACGCUUUGUGGAAGGUCGCCCCGAGAAUGACCUGGCUGUGGUUGAGCUCCGUGACCGCAUCAAGUUUAAGAACGAGGUGACUGCUGCCUGUCUGCCAGAAAAAGACUUUGCAGAGAGCGUCCUGAUGAUGGGAGAGUUACCGGCCAUGGUCACCGGAUGGAAGGUACUCGAUCAGGAGUCUGCUUUCCAGAGCUCCCUCACCCUUAACCAACUCGCAUACAACCGCUUGCCCCAGUGUCUGGAGACUCACCCCAACCUGGUGACCAAUAAAAUGGGCUGCACUGCUCCCCAGACCAAUGCUGACUGCACCAUGAGCUCCGGCAGCCCCCUGCUCACCCUGUACAGGGAGGUGUUUUUCCUCACUGGGGUGGUCAGCCAGCCGCCAGGGGCCGAAUGCAGCAAAGGCUACAUCUUCCAGAAGGUGUCGCGCCACCUCGGCUGGCUGGGGUCUCUCAUGGGUUCACGUUAGGUGGGGUAGUCAGGGAACAUUAUACGUUAUUAGAAAAAUACUUAUAAUGCAGGUGAAUAAACACUAAAACAGGGAAUCAGAUGAAUGUUUUCAUGUAAUAGUUGUAUAAUGUUGUUUUAAUUAUACCCAUCUCCUAACAACCGUAUAGUGUCAAUCCAGGUUUUUGCUUCCCAUUUGUCUCUGUGAACUUCCUCAUUUAUCCACAAGGUGGUGCUUUUGUGUCAAACAGAGAGUCUGAAGCAGCAAGAAAUGCAUGGAAUUAUUCAGCAUGUGUUUUGUGAUGUGGACAUACCUUUUAAUAACCUAAAUGUUAUGUUAUUUUUAGCAACUACUGUACUGGUUGAUAUGCACCUUGUAAAACUCCAGUUAAUCACUGUUCUGUGAUAUAAUAAACCCUAACAACAC